ACAGUCACUAUUUGACACUCAAACAUAGCUGAACAUAUUGACAAAGAAUCUUGUAAUGCUGUUUAUUCUAAGAUUGAGAGUUUUGGCUGAUUAUUGCAAAAAACGCUUUCUGACACUGUGUCCAGAAUGAUCUCCAAUCCAACUCUUUCCCCUCAAUCCAACUCCAAUACCUCAAUGUCCUAUGAGAAAACAACAAUAGACAUUGUCUUCUACUCAAUCGUAGUUCUCCUUGGCACCACUGGGAACUCUUUGGUCAUCUGGGUAGCUGGAUUCUGCAUGAAACCCACCGUCACAAAUGUUUGGCUGGUGAAUCUCGCUGUAGCAGACCUGAUCUUCUCCCUGACACGAGUCACUUCUCUCAUCAAAAGCAUCUUCUUCGACCACUGGCCUUUUGGAGUUUUUCUCUGCAAGUUCAAUGGUUUCUUCAAGUAUGCCAACAUGUUCUGCAGUGUUUUUCAUCUGGCUGUCAUCAGUGUGGAUCGAGCUCUCUGUAUCUGGCGUCCAGUGUUCACCAGAAAACGCCGGACGUUAUGUGCUGCUCGUGUGGUCAGUGUGGGAGUUUGGAUUGUGGCAGUGAUGUUAAGCUCACCGUACUUUUUGUACCGACAGGUCUUCCUUGAAAAGAACAACUUGAGCCACUGCUCAUUCAAGGAGAAAGGAGAAGAAGAAGGAGAUGGCAGUUCAGCAAAGUAUGUCUACUAUUUAAAUCGUUUCAUCUGUGGAUUCUUGUUGCCCUUCCUGGUCAUCCUAAUCUGUUAUAUACUAGCUGCUGUUGGGAUACGCAGAACACGGCUCUCUGGAAAAUCAAGGCCUCUUCGGAUUCUUGUCGUUUUGGUCUGUGCCUUUUUCUUAUGCUGGGCUCCCUAUCAUAUUCUAGGACUGGUCAAGUUGGUGAAUAGAAACAACAAGGCAGUAAAAGAAGGAUGGGCUAUGGUUUCAAACUUAGCUUAUUUCAACAGCUGCAUUAACCCGGUUCUGUAUUUCUGCAUGGGAUUGGAUUUUAGUCGAUGCUGCAACCAAAGUUUGUCUGGGAUUUUUCGCAGAGCACUUGUGGAGGAAAGCCACAGUCUCUCACAGCAAGUCACUAGAGAAGAAAACUGUAAUUCCAUUCCAAAGACUUCAGAUACUGAGGGUGAAACUAAAGUUUAAGAGAUGAAUAUCUAACAUCUAGAUUAAUAGCUAACAAAAAUGAAAGGUUAACACACC
Messenger RNA from Carassius auratus (goldfish), 1206 nucleotides. RefSeq names its product C3a anaphylatoxin chemotactic receptor-like. The record is from RefSeq and is a predicted model, not a curated record. Gene Ontology annotation, cellular component: plasma membrane. The transcript has 3 exons. Gene Ontology annotation, biological process: complement receptor mediated signaling pathway; phospholipase C-activating G protein-coupled receptor signaling pathway; positive regulation of cytosolic calcium ion concentration. Lineage: Eukaryota; Metazoa; Chordata; Actinopteri; Cypriniformes; Cyprinidae. Bases 127 to 1149 code for a protein of 340 amino acids. Gene Ontology annotation, molecular function: complement receptor activity; G protein-coupled receptor activity.